GUACAAACUCUACCGUACUCACGCGCGUACUCACUUUACACUCUAUUCUGACAGUUGUAGCUUGUAACAAACUCUCCCUCGCUCCACCACCCUCCCUGUUUUUACUAUAUACAGCACACAGACACAGAGCUAUCGAGUACACACAUCCACUACGAUCAAACGCAAACCCUCUCUCUCUCUCUCUCCCUCUCUCUCUCUCCCUCUCCCUCCCUCCCUCUCGCUCUCUCUCAAUGUCUUCAUCAUCAUCACCAACAUGGACGGUGAGCCUACCGCCAAAUCCACCACCGCCGCCGCCGAUACCUUUACCGGUGAUACCGAAGAUUACCUCGAUGAUGACGACUGUUAUGAUGCCGCCGGCGAUAACAUUACCGGACGCAAUGAAGACAGGUGCUUCGCUGUACGUGGGAGAUUUGGACCCGGAGGUGACGCAGAUGGAUCUCACGCGACUGUUUGCUAGAGUCGGUCCGUUGGACUCUGUUCGUCUCUGUAGAAACAGGGAUUAUCCUUUCAAAUCUCUCUGCUAUGCUUAUGUCAACUUCAUCUUCCCCUGCCACGCUUCUGAAGCUUUGAAUGCUCUCAAUUACUACAAGUUGAAGGGGAAGUCUAUGAGGAUAAUGUGGUGCCAGAGGGAUCCUUUUACAAGAAAGAAUGGUGUUGCCAAUCUCUAUGUCAAGAACCUUGACUCUUCGAUCACCAAUGCCGGCUUGCACACCAUUUUCUCCAAAUAUGGAACUAUACUUUCUUGCAAGGUGGCUGAGGAAUAUGGCAAGAGUAAGGGCUUUGGAUUCGUGCAAUUUGAUUCUGAGGAUGCCGCUUUGUCUGCUAUAGCUGCUCUUCAUCAAACAUUUGUUGAGGGAAAGCAAUUAUAUGUGUCCAAGUUCUUAAAGAAGAGCGAGAGGGAGAAAGCAUGUGAAGAAUCAAAUUUCACAAAUCUGUAUGUGAACAAUCUUAGUGAAGACGUUACAGAGGAUGUCCUGAGAGAGAGGUUCUCAGAAUGUGGGAGCAUCUCCAGUGUGGUAAUUAUGAAGGACAGUGCUGGGAUAUCAAAAGGAUAUGGGUUUGUUGAUUUCAAUUCACAUGAAGAUGCUAAGAAGGCAAUGGAGACUCUGAAUGGUUCAGUCAUUGGAUCAAAUAAGCUGUAUGUAGGGAAGGCUCAGAGGAAAGCUGAAAGGAAAGAUCACUUGGUAUAUACUAAUAAAGAUUUGCUUAACUACCACACUCAAAAACUGAAGGCCUCAAAUCUAUUUGUGAAGAAUCUCAAUAUAUCCAUCGAUGACAGAAAAUUAGAACAAAUCUUUGGUGCUUAUGGAAAGGUGACUUCAGCAAGAGUGAUGCGUCAUGACAAUGGGUUUAGUAAGGGAUUUGGAUUUGUAAACUUCUCUACUGCGGAAGACGCAAUGACAGCGGUUGAUUCACUAAAUGGAAAUGUUGUGGAAGGAAUGUGUCUUCAUGUGACUGUUGCUCGGUGUCGGGAAGAAUACAGAAAGAAUUGGCAAGAUUGUUUUGCACUCCUUCCCCAGUCUCUUUAUACUCCCAAUUGCAGUGUUUUUCCUUCUUCAUUCCUUCCAUACAGCUACACUGCCCCCUUUCUUUCUACUGCUGUCCCUGCAUCACACAUGAACUCAAGCCAGAAUAACACCAAUCAGUAUGACACAUCAUCAUGUACCUAUGCAGCACACAGUUACCAGGGAAGCUAUCCCACAGAUAUGCCAGUGAGACAAUUUCAACAGGUGACAACUACCAAAAAGGUUUCAACUAACCCGCAUUAUCCCGGGCCUGUUGCUAAGGUAACUGCAAUGCAUCUGGAAAAGAGCAAGUCUGGUACUCAGAAGAUGUUUCUCUCACACAGCUCCUUGGUUGCUGAAGUUGGAAAAGCUGUUAAAGUACGAGAUGUCUAUGCUCAGGCUAGUACCUACAGUGGUGCCAAGCCAGCCAAGUUUGCUCGUUGUUUGAACUACUGACCUAGCCACAAUAUAUGAUUCGGUCCUUGCCAAUGUCCACCUGUGACAGAACUGUAGAUCCUGUAUAUCCCCCCCCCCCCCCCCCCCCCCCCCUCUCUUGGAAUUACUACCCUUAAAUGCUAGUACUGUUUUCUUGGCAACGUGAUAUACAAAACUUUUAUGUCAAAACCUAAACAUUCUGCUGCUAUGGUAAUUGCAUCUGAUAUCAGGUUCUGUAUUAGGCUGUUA
Molecule: messenger RNA, 2189 nt
Organism: Daucus carota subsp. sativus
Lineage: Eukaryota; Viridiplantae; Streptophyta; Magnoliopsida; Apiales; Apiaceae
Product: polyadenylate-binding protein 6
Exons: 7
Coding region: 231-1961 (576 amino acids)
Cellular component (GO): ribonucleoprotein complex
Molecular function (GO): RNA binding
Source: RefSeq, a predicted model, not a curated record